Messenger RNA from Syzygium oleosum, 2182 nucleotides. Its product is annotated as pentatricopeptide repeat-containing protein At3g25210, mitochondrial. Gene Ontology annotation, molecular function: protein binding. NCBI's taxonomy places the organism in Eukaryota, Viridiplantae, Streptophyta, Magnoliopsida, Myrtales, Myrtaceae. The transcript has a single exon. The record is from RefSeq and is a predicted model, not a curated record. The coding region runs from base 90 to 1235 and encodes 381 amino acids.
UCAGCUGCUUGUUGGUCUGUCUCUCUCUUCGUCUUUCCCACUUCUUUCUUCACCGCACGCGCGGCCCUGUCUCCCCGUCGCUCUCUCCGAUGCCGGCGCCGGCGCUCCUCCGACUCCUCGCGAACCCCAAUCGCCGCCUCUUCUCUCCCUCGCCGCAUCUCCUCGAUCUCUCUCUCCGUCUCCGCCGCCCAAUCACCACCGCACCCGCGCGAUCCCCGCCGCCGCCGCCGCCGCCGCCGCUGGCGAACCCUAGCCCCAGGACCCGAACCCCUCUCGAGAAGCAGUUCGAGAGCUGGAUCGACAAGCUCCGGCCUGGGUUCGGCCCCCCCGAGGUCGCCGACGCCCUCCGCGCCCAGUCCGACCCCGACCUCGCCCUCGACGUCUUCCGCUGGGCCGCCCAGCAGCGGGGCUACAGGCACGACUCCGCCGCUUACCUCGCCAUGAUCAAGAUCCUCAUCUCAGGCCGCCGCUACCGCCACGCCGAGACCCUCGUCGAGGAGGUCGUCGCCGGGGCCUGCGAGAUGAGCGUGCCCCUCUACAACUCGGUGAUCCGGUUCUGCUGCGGCCGCAAGUUCCUGUUCAAUCGCGCCUUCGACGUGUACAGGAAGAUGCUCCGCUCCGAGGACUGUAAGCCCACGCUCGAGACCUACACUCUACUGUUCAAUUCCCUGCUUAGGAGGUUCAAUAAGUUGCAUGUGUGUUAUGUGUACCUGCACGCCGUCCGAUCAAUGGCUAAGCAGAUGAAGUCGUCGGGGGUCAUCCCGGACACAUUCGUGCUGAACAUGAUCAUUAAGGCGUACUCGAAGUGCCUCGAGGUCGACGAGGCGAUCCGGGUGUUUCGGGAGAUGGGGUUGUAUGGGUGCGAGCCGAAUGCGUACACUUAUAGUUACAUCGUGAAGGGGUUGUGCGAGAAGGGGAGGGUCGGGCAGGGUUUAGGGCUUUAUAAGGAAAUGAGGAGUAAAGAGCUGGUGCCGAAGAGCAGCGCAUAUAUGAUUCUGAUCUGUAGUCUUUCGUUGGAGCGGAGGCUCGAGGACGCGAGGGAGGCGGUGUUUGACAUGCUGCGCGAAGCAAUGGCUCCGGACCUUCUGACUUAUAAGACAUUGUUGGAAGGAUUGUGCAGGGAAGGGAAGGGCAGUGAAGCCUUCGAUUUGCUGGGGGAGUUUAGGAAGAGGGAUACGAUGAUGGGCCAGAAGAAUUACAAGAUUCUAUUGAAUGGAAUAAAUUUCGUUAAUUGAGAGUAGAAUUCUAUGUUCAUGAUCGCGUGCUCCGAAAUUCGCUGGUGUAGAGCGGAAAUGCCGAUGUGGUCGAGACUUUAAAAGAGAGCAAAAGUAUAUGCAAGGUGCUGAAUCACAUGUGGCGAGUCCGACUGCCUCUUAAACGGUAUGGCAUCCAUUUCUGAUGCUGUGCUCAUAACGCUGGAGGAGAAGCGUCGAUCCUGCGAGACGACCGGUAUCUAUCCUAUUCCAGCAUGCAUGAUUUGCGACAUGGCGCACUUGUUGAGGGAAUCGUCCAAUGUUGUGCCUGUGCAAUUUGCUGUUCGCGCAUCUCCUCAUUAAUCUACCUCAGAAACAGAUGAUCUGGCCGUGUUAGAUUUGCUUUUAAACAGAGAUGAAUUCCUACAUCUGCUAUUAGGAUGAGGCGAGCUUAUUAGGCAUGCAAGAGUUUCAAUCAAACUGCUAUGUUAUCAAACAGUGUCCUUAGAUUGAUACUGGUGAUGAGGAUGUUGUUUCGCUGGUGACAUUGGUGUUUUCAUGCGACUCGUCAUCCUCUUCUUGCCACUGGGAAGAAGAUCGGAGAAAGAGAGAUCUUUUCAAAGUUCUGCGGCAAUUGUCACACUUGCCUAUCCGAGUCUCUUCGGAUUUGCAAAUUGAUGGGCAUCCGGCGUCAUGCCUCAAGAUUUGGAGGAGGGCGUGCUCGAGAAGAAGAUUAGGCGAUUUUUUCCCCCGUAAUUAUCACUCGGGACUAUGCCGAUAAUCAGUUUUGUUGUAGUUUGGAAAUGGAGGAAUAUGCAUACUUAUUGAUGAUGCAUUCAGUGAGAGUAUAUUCAUGUUACAGUGUUGCUUGAUAGUUGAUACAGGUAAUGAUAGAAACCAGCAACUAAUCUGUACACAGUAUUUCAAACGAAUGAUAUCAUGAUUCUUGUUUGAAGUAAUUGAUGAAGACCUGCGUAGCUUGAUGUGGA